AUGCUUAAAGCUUUCAUUGCUGACCGACAAAUAGGCGUACGAAACAAUGGCAUUAUAGGUUUGGGAGGUGAUGGAAAUGCAGGUGGGGUUUUAGGUGUUCUUCCAAACCACCAUGACCUUUUGGGUGGUGAUGGGAAUGCAGGUGGGGUUUUAGGUGUUCUUCCAAACCACCAUGACCUUUUGGGUGGUGAUGGGAACGCAGGUGGGGUUUUAGGUGUUCUUCCAAACCACCAUGACCUUUUGGGUGGUGAUGGGAAUGCAGGUGGGGUGCUAGGUGUUCCUUCAGACCAUGAGCUUUUGGGCGGUGAUGGGAAUGUAGGUGGGGUUUUAGGUGUUCCUCCAAACCACCAUGACCUUUUCGGUGGUGAUGGGAAUGCAGGUGGGGUUUUAGGUGUUCCUCCAAACCACCAUGACCUUUUGGGUGGUGAUUGGAAUGCAGGUGGGGUGCUAGGUGUUCCUUCAGACCAUGAGCUUUUGGGCGGUGAUGGGAAUGUAGGUGGGGUUUUAGGUGUUCCUCCAAACCACCAUGACCUUUUCGGUGGUGAUGGGAAUGCAGGUGGGGUUUUAGGUGUUCCUCCAAACCACCAUGACCUUUUGGGUGGUGAUUGGAAUGCAGGUGGGGUGCUAGGUGUUCCUUCAUACCAUGAGCUUUUGGGCGGUGAUGGGAAUAUAGGUGGGGUUUUAGGUGUUCCUCCAAACCACCAUGACCUUUUGGGUGGUGAUGGGAAUGCAGGUGGGGUUUUAGGUGUUCCUCCAAACCAUGAGAUUUUGGACGGUAAUGGCAAUGUAGAGUUGGGUGGUUUUCCAUGUUCAAAUAGAGAUGCAUGCGCUGACUUGAGUGAAGGGAAAACAAUUAUGAAGGCUAUUAUUACAAUUAUCAAACUCUUUGAAUUCAUUUCUAAACAAUUAGUAUGA
Molecule: messenger RNA, 915 nt
Organism: Impatiens glandulifera
Lineage: Eukaryota; Viridiplantae; Streptophyta; Magnoliopsida; Ericales; Balsaminaceae
Product: PE-PGRS family protein PE_PGRS33-like
Exons: 2
Coding region: 1-915 (304 amino acids)
Source: RefSeq, a predicted model, not a curated record